UUAGAGGGAGGGAGCAAAAAAAACAACAAGAAUGGAGAGUGCCUAUCCAUUCACUAUUGCCAUACUCUUUGUGGGGUUAUAUUUUGCCGAUAAAUUUCAUGUGGCAGAUGCUGCUGCAGUCUGGUUCCCAGCCCAUGCAACAUUCUAUGGUGGGAGUGAUGCUUCCGGUACAAUGGGUGGAGCUUGUGGUUAUGAUAAUCUCUAUACAGAUGGUUAUGGAAUAAAUACAGCUGCACUCAGCACAGCUUUGUUUAACGAUGGCAAGUCAUGCGGAGGCUGCUAUCAGAUAGUUUGUGAUGCAACAAAGGUACCUCAGUGGUGUCUCAAGGGUAAAUACAUUACCAUCACAGCCACCAACUUCUGUCCUCCGAACUAUGCACUCCCAAGUAACAAUGGUGGUUGGUGUAAUCCACCCCAACCACACUUUGACAUGUCCCAGCCUGCAUUCGAGACCAUAGCUAAAUACAGGGCUGGAAUUGUACCAAUCCUCUACAGGAAGGUUACAUGCAGGAGAAGUGGAGGCCUCAGAUUCACCAUCAAUGGAAGGAACUAUUUUGAGCUAGUGCUCAUAUCAAAUGUUGCCGGUGCUGGAGAGAUUUCCAAGGUAUGGAUAAAAGGUUCCAAAACCAAUAAAUGGGAAACCAUGUCGAGGAACUGGGGUGCCAACUGGCAGAGCUUAAGCUAUCUAAAUGGUCAGAGCUUAUCCUUCAGGGUUCAAGUCAGCAACGGAAGGAUUCUAACUGCUCUUAAUGUGGUGCCUUCCAAUUGGCAAUUUGGCCAGUCCUUCAAAGCCAACGUUCAGUUUUAGAUAUUCCCUUAUUAAUAUUCUAUAGUAUUUUAUUGAUGUAUUUUGUUUUGCCAUACUCUUUUUCUUCCAAGCUGUAUUAUAGAAAGCCUCAUCAUUUAGGUUGUUGCUUAGCCUUUCGCAAUGAA
Durio zibethinus is the source of this 933-nucleotide messenger RNA. RefSeq names its product expansin A17 (gene EXPA17). NCBI's taxonomy places the organism in Eukaryota, Viridiplantae, Streptophyta, Magnoliopsida, Malvales, Malvaceae. Gene Ontology annotation, cellular component: extracellular region. Gene Ontology annotation, biological process: plant-type cell wall organization. The record is from RefSeq and is a predicted model, not a curated record.